UUUUUUCAUUGUAAGGAAUUAUUUUGACUGCCAUUUCUCCUUUUCCAUUCCCUUUCAUUUUCAUCUUCAUUCCCUUUUUUUUUUUCUCUCUCUCUCUCUCUCUCUAUUUUUCGGCGAGUACAGCAAUUCUACUCUUCUCCGAUUAGGGUUUCAUCUUUCAUUCUGUUGGAAAAAUGGUGAGGAAAAAGAGAAGCGAACAAUCUGCUGGAGGAGAGAGCUCCUACUCUCAGCAAGGUGGAAGAGGUGGAGGUGGCCAAACAGGGCCUGCGGGUGGAAACCCAGGUGGUGGAAGAGGUGGUGGGCAAACAGGGCCUCCACAAGCUGGUGGUGGAAGAGGUUGGGUACCUCAGGGACAAGGAGGUCGUGGAGGAUAUGGAGGUCGUGGUGGUAGCCAGCAAGGUGGGAUGAGCUCACAACAAUCUGGUGGACCUGUUGAGUACCAGGGCAGAGGUGCUCAGCAGCAUCCACGUGGUGGGGCUCCACCUCAGCGCCGUGGUGGUGGUGGCCGUGGUGGCCGUGGCGGACCCGCUGGCGGACCCUUCCACACAUCAGUUUCCGAGCUGCACCAAGCUACCCAGGGUUCAUACCAACCUGGGGCUCUGCCUCCUCAAGCAAUGACUUCUGGUAAGCCAGUGGAACAGGCUGAGGCCAGUUCUGCUGUGUCCCCUGUGCAGACUGGGCCAUCGCAGGUUCAGCAACAGUUUGAGCAACUGUCUGUUCAGGAGUCAUCUUCUCAGGCUAUACAGCCUCUGCCUGCUAGUAGCAAGUCAGUGAGGUUUCCUCUCCGACCUGGCAAGGGGAGUACCGGUACGAGGUGUAUUGUGAAAGCAAAUCACUUCUUUGCUGAAUUACCUGAUAAGGAUUUGCACCAAUAUGAUGUCUCUAUUACCCCAGAGGUUGCAUCACGGGGUGUGAAUCGAGCUGUUAUGGAGCAAUUGGUGAGGUUGUACAGAGAAUCUCAUCUUGGAAGGCGGCUUCCUGCUUAUGAUGGAAGAAAAAGUCUCUACACUGCAGGGCCUCUUCCAUUUACUAUUAAAGAUUUUAAGAUUACGCUUGUUAAUGAGGAUGAUGGGACUGGGGCACCAAGGAGAGAAAGGGAAUUUAAAGUUGUAAUCAAGCUGGCUGCACGAGUGGAUUUGCAUCAUUUAGGCAUGUUUUUGCAAGGCAGGCAGGCAGAUGCACCUCAAGAAGCUCUUCAGGUUCUUGACAUUGUACUGCGUGAACUGCCAACUUCUCGGUACUCGCCGGUAGGCCGUUCAUUUUAUUCACCUGAUCUUGGAAGGAGGCAACCCCUUGGGGAUGGUUUGGAAAGCUGGCGUGGAUUCUAUCAAAGUAUCCGUCCUACUCAGAUGGGUCUAUCCUUGAAUAUAGAUAUGUCUUCUACUGCCUUCAUUGAGCCGUUGCCUGUCAUUGACUUUGUGACCCAGCUGCUGAACCGGGAUGUCACAUCUAGGCCAUUGUCCGAUUCCGACCGAGUCAAGAUCAAGAAGGCUCUGAGAGGGGUGAAGGUUGAAGUUACACAUCGAGGAAAUAUGCGUAGAAAAUACAGAAUAUCUGGACUAACAUCUCAAGCAACUAGGGAGCUCACUUUCCCUGUUGAUGAAAGGGGGACAAUGAAGUCGGUAGUGGAAUACUUCUAUGAGACCUAUGGUUUUGUGAUUCAACACACACAAUGGCCAUGCCUACAGGUUGGAAAUCAGCAGAGGCCAAAUUAUUUGCCCAUGGAGGUUUGUAAGAUUGUUGAGGGACAACGAUAUUCCAAAAGGUUGAAUGAAAGGCAAAUCACGGCUUUGUUGAAGGUGACUUGUCAGCGUCCUCAGGAAAGAGAGCGCGAUAUUGUCCAGACUGUCCAUCACAAUGCAUACCAUGCUGAUCCUUAUGCUCAAGAGUUUGGCAUUAGAAUUGAUGAGAGGCUUGCUAGUGUUGAAGCACGUGUUCUUCCUGCUCCUUGGCUCAAAUACCAUGACAGCGGUAGGGAGAAGAACUGUCUGCCACAAGUUGGCCAAUGGAAUAUGAUGAAUAAGAAAAUGGUUAAUGGUGGAAAGGUGAACAACUGGAUAUGCAUCAAUUUUUCUCGCAACGUGCAAGAUGGAGUUGCUCGCAGUUUUUGCUCUGAGCUUGCCCAAAUGUGUCAUAUUUCUGGCAUGGUCUACAAUCCAGAACCAGUGCUACAAGUUCUCACUGCUCGUCCAGAUCAAGUUGAGAAGGCUUUGAAGACUCGAUACCAUGAUGCCAUGACAAAAUUGCAGCCACAGAACAAAGAGCUAGACCUGCUUAUUGUCAUUCUCCCCGAUAAUAAUGGCUCUCUCUAUGGUGAUCUGAAACGGAUUUGUGAAACCGAGCUUGGUAUUGUGUCACAGUGCUGUUUGACAAAACAUGUGUUUAAGAUGAGUAAGCAAUAUUUGGCAAAUGUUGCUUUAAAAAUUAAUGUGAAGGUUGGUGGAAGGAAUACAGUACUUGUCGAUGCAUUGUCAAGGCGCAUACCUCUUGUUAGUGAUAGGCCAACCAUUAUAUUUGGUGCGGAUGUCACUCACCCUCACCCGGGAGAAGACUCAAGUCCAUCCAUUGCCGCUGUUGUUGCCUCUCAAGAUUGGCCUGAGGUCACAAAGUAUGCUGGUCUUGUUUCUGCACAAGCUCAUCGCCAGGAGUUGAUCCAAGAUCUGUACAAAACCUGGAAUGAUCCCAGUAGGGGCCCUGUUACUGGUGGAAUGAUAAAGGAACUCCUUAUUUCUUUCCGUAAGUCAACAGGCCAUAAGCCACUGCGUAUCAUAUUCUACAGGGAUGGUGUCAGUGAAGGUCAAUUUUAUCAAGUGUUGCUGUAUGAACUUGAUGCUAUUAGAAAGGCAUGUGCUUCCUUGGAGCCGAAUUAUCAACCUCCUGUGACGUUUGUUGUGGUUCAAAAGCGUCAUCAUACAAGAUUGUUUGCCAAUAAUCAUCAUGACAGAAAUUCAGUUGAUAGGAGUGGCAACAUAUUACCCGGUACAGUUGUUGAUUCUAAGAUUUGUCACCCAACUGAAUUUGACUUUUACUUGUGUAGCCAUGCUGGCAUUCAGGGUACUAGUAGGCCUGCUCAUUACCAUGUUUUAUGGGAUGAAAAUAACUUCACAGCUGAUGAGUUACAGUCUUUAACAAAUAAUCUGUGUUAUACGUAUGCAAGGUGUACUCGAUCUGUUUCAGUUGUUCCGCCGGCAUAUUAUGCCCAUCUAGCUGCAUUUCGUGCUCGUUUCUAUAUGGAGCCAGAGACAUCGGAUAGUGGCUCAAUGACAAGUGGUGCUGCUGCUGGUCGUGGAGGGAUGGCUGCUGCUGGAGGUCGAAGUACAAGGCUACCUACUACUAAUGCUGCUGUGCGUCCUCUGCCGGUUCUGAAAGAGAACGUGAAGAAAGUCAUGUUCUACUGCUGAUAUUGACAAGUCUUCCGUGUGUGGUUUGUGCUGUAAGGACUCGAUUAUGUUAUGAAUGUUGCUUGUAUUUGGCACUGGUGUGAUGUUAAGCAUUUGUGUGUUCUGUAUUCUGCUUGUUGCUUAAGUGUGCCACUUUUUUAUUUAUUUAGUAUUAACUUGGUUGAACUAUUUAUUGCGGGAGUAUUCGGUGUUGUAAAAUGAAUAUGGUUGUAUUAUUUGCCCUUAUUUUCAUGUACUUUUAUGAGAUACCUUUGUAUUGUUGUUAA
Molecule: messenger RNA, 3667 nt
Organism: Amaranthus tricolor (Joseph's coat)
Lineage: Eukaryota; Viridiplantae; Streptophyta; Magnoliopsida; Caryophyllales; Amaranthaceae
Product: protein argonaute 1
Exons: 22
Coding region: 174-3401 (1075 amino acids)
Biological process (GO): regulatory ncRNA-mediated post-transcriptional gene silencing
Cellular component (GO): cytoplasm
Molecular function (GO): RNA binding; protein binding
Source: RefSeq, a predicted model, not a curated record